This is a messenger RNA of Kogia breviceps (pygmy sperm whale), 2152 nucleotides long. It is a transcript of the gene CYP39A1, whose product is annotated as cytochrome P450 family 39 subfamily A member 1. Gene Ontology annotation, molecular function: oxysterol 7-alpha-hydroxylase activity; heme binding; iron ion binding. Gene Ontology annotation, biological process: bile acid biosynthetic process; cholesterol homeostasis. Lineage: Eukaryota; Metazoa; Chordata; Mammalia; Artiodactyla; Physeteridae. The record is from RefSeq and is a predicted model, not a curated record.
AAGUUGGGAGGACGGGAGGGUGCCCUGUUCCGGGGGAAGGAGCAAGUACCACAGCAGCAAGACUUUUCGCUUCUCUGAUUCAGGAAGGUGCUAGACAAAAACAUGGAAUUCAUUUCCCCAACAGUGGUUAUAAUCUUAGGUUGUGUUGCUCUUUUAUUAUUUCUUCAGUGGAAGAACUUGCGUGGACCCCCGUGCAUAGGGGGCUGGAUUCCUUGGAUUGGAGCUGGAUUUGAGUUUGGAAAAACCCCUCUAGAAUUUAUAGAGAAAGCAAGAACCAAGUGUGGACCGAUAUUUACAGUCGUUGCUUUGGGCACCCGAAUGACCUUUGUUACUGAAGAAGAGGGAAUUAAUGUGUUUCUAAACUCCAAGGAAGUAAAUUUUGAACUAGCAGUGCAAAAUCCCGUCUAUCGUACAGCAUCAGUCCCAAAGAAUAUCUUUUUAAAACUGCAUGAGAAAAUUUAUAUCAUGAUGAAAGGGAAAAUGGGGACUUUCAACCUGUAUCGAUUCACUGGACAAUUGACUGAAGAAUUACACGAACAGCUGGAGAAUUUAGGCCCUCAUGGGACCAUGGACCUUUACAACUUAGUGAGGCAUCUCCUUUACCCGGUCACAGUGAACGUGCUCUUUAAAAAAGGUCUGUUUCCCACAAAUGAGAGGAAAAUCAGGGAGUUCCACCAGCACUUUCAAGCUUAUGAUGAAGGUUUCGAAUAUGGGUCCCAGUUGCCCGAACGUCUCCUCAGAAACUGGUCAAAAUCCAAAAAGUGGCUUCUAGCACUUUUUGAGAAAAACAUUCCAGAUAUAAAAACAUGCAAAUCUGCAAAAGAUAAUUCCCCGACAGUAAUGCAGGCUGUGCUGGAUCUCCUAGAGAUGGAAGCAAAUGAACAAAAGAGUCCCAAUUAUGGGCUCUUACUACUUUGGGCUUCUCUGUCCAAUGCUGUCCCUGUUGCAUUUUGGACAUUUGCAUUUGUCCUCUCUCAUCCCAAUAUCCACAGGACCAUUAUGGAAGGCAUAUCAUCUGUGUUUGGCACAGCAGGUAAAGAUAAGAUUAAAGUAUGUGAGGAUGACUUGAAGAAACUCCCUCUAAUUAAAUGGUGUAUUUUGGAAACCAUUCGUUUAAGAGCCCCUGGUGUCAUUACUAGAAAAGUGCUGAAGCCAGUUAAAAUUUUGAAUUAUACUGUUCCUUCUGGUGACUUGUUGAUGUUGUCUCCAUUUUGGCUACAUAGAAAUCCAAAGUAUUUUCCUGAACCUGACCUCUUCAAGCCUGAACGUUGGAAAAAGGCAAAUUUAGAGAAGCAUGCUUUCUUGGACUGCUUCAUGGCAUUUGGGAGCGGGAAGUACCAGUGUCCUGGAAGGUGGCUGGCUCUGUUGGAGAUUCAAAUAUUUAUUAUUUUCAUAUUGUAUUAUUAUGACUGUAGUCUUCUAGACCCAUUGCCAAGACAGAGUUCUCGCCAUUUGGUGGGUGUCCAGCAGCCGGAAGGACAAUGCCGAAUUCAAUUUAAACAAAGAAAAUGACGUCUGCUGGGCCUAAAGAGGGCCAGGGCCUUCUGGAGGAGUGACUGUCCCCCAUCCUCUAGCCUGGCAGCACCUAGACCUGAGUUUAACUAAAACGUAUCACUUAAUUUUGUUUAAGGAUUUAGUUCAAGACAAUGUCCAGAUGGCAUGUGUGUUUGGUAUCUAAAGAGUAGACCAAGAAGCUGGCAUCACUUUAUACCUAUUGACAUAGAGACCCCAACACAGGUUUAUAGAAAAUGCUUCCAUGACCCAAAAAGAGGCAUUUCUUAAGAAGUUGGAAUUUGGUUUCAUGCAUUACUGUAUCAAAACUUUAAAUAGAAAUAAUGUCACUUGAAGGAAAAUUUUACUAUAUUAAAUUUACUGUGAAGACAACAUACUUAAACUUCUAUUUUGCAAACGCCUAAAAGUCUUAGACUCUAAACAGUAUUAAAUAAUGAUUUCUGGAAAAUUACUGUUUUUCUUAGUAUGAUUCUUAACUAGCAAUUGAAAUUCUUAAACCGCUAUUAAUAUAAUUCUUUAUUAAACAUGUCUAACACUAAACGUAUGAAUAAUAUGAUAGCUUUCUAACACCUGUGAAGGCAGGGAUCAUGUCUGACACUCAUUUCUACACUCAACUAUGCCUAGGACAGCACCUUCUCUA